Molecule: messenger RNA, 3233 nt
Organism: Patiria miniata (bat star)
Lineage: Eukaryota; Metazoa; Echinodermata; Asteroidea; Valvatida; Asterinidae
Exons: 5
Coding region: 118-828 (236 amino acids)
Molecular function (GO): S-adenosylmethionine-dependent methyltransferase activity
Source: RefSeq, a predicted model, not a curated record
UUCUGUUUGACUCACCCUGAAGUAAGUUCCAAUUUGAAGUUCAGAUCAUUCCCCCGCUAAUCAACAAAAACAUCAUCAUCCUCGUCACCGUCGGAGAAAAUUAAAUCAACUUCAACAAUGACCGACGGUGAUCUGCAGAGGAUCGAGGGGGAGCUAGAAAAGAGGCGAACAUUCUGCAGGAGGAGAGUCCACGAGGCGGUCUCCACAGAGGAUUUAAAAGCUUUGCUGCAGGAAAUGUACGCAGACUGGAUCAAAAAUGACGGCUAUGAAAAGGAUAUGGAAGUCCUUGGUUUCACCGCCCACAUUGAAUUAGCAGAGACUGUGUCACAUUUCAUCCCAGAUAGGACCAGUCGACUGUUGGACUGUGCAUCUGGAACCGGUCUCCUUGGGCAAGAGCUUAAGAAACGCGGUUUCCUUCGCAUUGAUGCUCUUGACGCAUCUAAGGAAUCUCUAGAUUACAGCCGGGAGAAACAGGUAUACACUGAUUACCUCUGUGAGUAUCUGGGACCCAAUCGCCUGGCCAUUGACGAUGAUACCUAUGACGGAAUCUGCAUGUGUGCUGCUAUGGGGAAAGCCCACGUCCGUCCCGACUGUUUCCCAGAACUGGUUCGCAUCACUAAACCAGGAGGAUACAUUAUUUUCAAUGUGCGUGGAGAAAACCUCACCAUUGACGACGUUCUUAAGAACGGCCGGUUGGAUGACGUCAUUCACAAGAUGGCCGCCAAAGGAAAGUUUGAAUAUCUGGAGAAGAAGCGACAAAUGUACAUGCAGUGCAAAUGCAAUGGUAAAACGGAGUACUGCUACGCGUUUGUUUUGAGGGUGAUGUGAAAUAAUGUACAACCCACAACCCAAGCAACUAUUCAGCAACUUGUUGAACCCUCUUUUCUGAUUAUGUUUGAGUUUUUGUGACUGGGUAAAUGGGGAUUGGAUUUGAAGGGUUGGGUGAUACUGAGAGGUUAAAUAUCUUGAACACUUUUGUAACAAAUACUUUAAAAUACGCUGACGUGCAUUAUCAUAGAGUUGCAAAACAGGAGCAUCCUAUUAUGAACACCAUUAUAGGGCCCUACCGACUCCCAUGAAAAUUAUCGCACUCCAUUUCUGCCGUUUAUCAUUUUUGAACUAGUAGUGGCAAUAUAUAACUUCGGAUUUUGUAUUUUAUGUACAUGUAUAAUGUGUUUUCCGUUGUGUUGUGUUUUUCAAAGGGAGAUAACGUGAUAUCAAAUUUAAUUGUAUUUUUGUAUUCCCCGAUCAAAACGAUUGAAAAACAACAUAAUUAAGUGCACCCUAUUCGCUCUUUUCACACUUCCGCCAUGGGCAUGCACAGCCUCGAUCUGGCAACUUUACACAAUUACUAUAGCCGGUUCAGUGUUUUCCGUGUCGGGGCUCAGAUCACUAAACCGGCUAUUUUUAUUGUGUAAAGUUGCCAGAUCGAGGCUCUGCAUGCCCAAUGGCGGAGCGCGAAAAGAGCCAAUAGCCCCUGAACCAUUAUUUUGAACUCUCCUGAUACAUAGAGUUUACGAAAUCUUGGCUUCGUCUCACGUUCGGCUGCAGUCGAGUCAAGCUUCAUCCCUUAGUACUGCCGAGUACUUAGAUUGCCGAGUACCAUUCAAGUCCGAGUACUUUGCCAACCGAGUACAAGUACCAAACUGGUCUCCGAGCACAAUUACUUGUACUUCCGAGUACGAGUACGAGUACGAGGAGUACGAGUACGAGUACGAGGAGUACGAGUACUUGUAUUUCUAAGUACGAGUCCGAGUACUUGUUAAUCGAACGACCAUUUUGAGGAACACGUCGGCGUUUCACGUAUGUUCCCGACCAUUAUGACCGUUUGGUCGAUUACGUCCGACAACAGAUUUUGACGAGCAAUGGCCAAUUAUGUCCGACCCAUUGUGUCCGACGGCCGAUUAUGUCCGACCCAUUGUGUCCGACGGCCGAUUAUGUCCGACUCAUUAUGUCCGACGGCGAUUAUGUCUGACCCAUUGUGUCCGACGACAGAUUAUGUCCGACCCAUUGUGUCCGACUGCCAAUUAUGUCCGACCCAUUGUGUCCGACGGCCGAUUAUGUCCGACUCAUUGUGUCCGACCCUUUGUCCAACGGCCGAUUAUACCCGACCCAUUAUGUCCGACAGCCGAUUAUGUCCUACCCAUUGUGUCCGACGACAGAAUACGUCCAACCUAUUGUAUUUAGUUGGUCGAUUACGCCGGAUUCGUUCGGUUGUGUACUGACAUUAUUAAAUUAUCUUUGGAUUGUAACUGCAGAUAUUUGGCUAUAGCGCCAUCGCAGAUUUGUAAUUUGAAAAACUAUAGGUAGAAUAGGAACUUCUAAUUUUUUUAAAUGGAUGUCAUUGCUUGUUAUUAUACCUAUAUUUUUUUUCGAAGGACAAAUCUGCAAUGGCCCUAUAGCCAAAUAUCUUUCUCAAGACAUGCCAUGCCAAUUUCCCUGCUUAUAUCAUCAAAUGAACAAUUGCAUCACUGUUCCCAUUUUAAUAUUGAAGUGUAUUCACGUUUUUACUUGAAGUUUCGUUUUAAUACUUCAAACUCUUGUUAUUAUUAUUAUUACUAUGUAGUUCUUGUUUUGUAGUUAAAACUUAUUAUGUAGUUAAAAUUUAUUGAAGUCUUUCAAUACUUAUUGUAGUUGGCGAGAUUCUUUGUUUACUUCAUCGUCAUCAACAGCAUCAACCCUUGUUAUCAUUUUUUCUUGUAACCGUCUAUACAAAAAAAUCUGGGCACUGUAAGACAAAUCUGGUUUAAUCAGUACUUUUUAUUAAUGAAAAUAAUACCAUUUAGUGAAAGGAGAUGGGUCAUACAUAAAACCACAGUUUUGAUUUGCAUUACAUUUGAUUUAACAGUAAGAAGUAUCUAAAGAAAUAAGUUCGGUCAUCGUUGUAGUUUUAAUGGUCAAAUUCUUUGGUUUUUCUUUGAUUUUCCUCUGCCAGCGUUAACGGUACAUUUGUAUCGGCUUUUCUGUAAAACCGGUAUACCUUUUGGUUAAUCGUUUGAUUUAUAUUUUGAGUAAAUAUCAAACCGGUAUGAUAAUGUCGAUGUUGAUGAUAAUAAUGUUGACAGUGGAUGAUUUGUAUAUAUACUCUUGAUGGUGGCAUUGAUGGCUUGUGCGUUAAGCGCUCGCCUCUCACCAAGGUGACCACGAUUCGAAUCCUGGCCGCGGAUCGCAUGUGAGUAGAGUUGUGCGUUGGUUCUCUCCUGUGCCACGAGGGAUUUUCUCCGGGCCCUCCG